AUGGCUAGCUUGAAGGUGCUUUUGGCAGUUUACUUGCUUGGUGGUUUCACAUUUUUACCUUUGGUUCUUUUCACCUUCUAUAAAGUCCAUGUAUUGUACAGCAACCUUAAAUCUGUAUCGAAGAAGGGGUUAGAUCAUGAUGCAGCGGACGAAGUUGAUGAAAAAACCAGGCUCUUAGUUCACGAUAUAGACCCAGAGUUCAAGGCAGGCAAGUCAGAAGAGCAAUUGGGCGUCAAAGUUUUCAACAAGGGUUGGAUCACCGUGACUAAGCAAUAUUAUUACCAUUCUUCAGAAGUAGCUGUGAUUUUGAAGAAUUCUAAUAAUAACAAGGAUUCUGACACUGCACUUCAAGAGCAAAUCUUGCAAAGAACAGACUUGAAGAAGAAACAAAGGUUUUUUGCAGUACUAAGGCAUGGUAAUUUGUUUUUAUAUAAAGACGACUCUCAAAAUGCAAAUUUGGUCCAUGCCAUAUCUUUGCAAAACAGGUUUAUUACCAUUUGGCCCCGUUACGAUGAACUGGGCAAGGAGGAAUUACCUGAUGCUUCGCUUUUCACAAAGAGAACCUGUAUUGCUAUUUUUAAAAAUGACCUCGUUUCCAUAGACUCUAAAAACCAUAAUGUCAUCUUACCACAUUUCGACCCACUUACCAGUGCAGACUCGAAUAAUGGUGAUAUCUCCACUAAUGACACUACACACGAAUACCAAUCACAGUUUCAUAGUUCGAACCAGUUCUUUUUGUAUUUUGAUAAUAACAUGGAUAAAGAAGAUUGGUAUUACCAAUUGAUCAAUGCCUCGAAAAACAAUAAUACCUCCUCAACUGGUUUAUUGAACCCUAGUGUUUCAGCUAACGCCGCUCAUUUGAAGACUAAGGAUAUGUUACAAUUGAUUCAAGAUAUUAAUUCCACUGAAAACCAGUUAACUACCAAGUGGCUAAAUGCUCUUCUUGGCAGAUUAUUUCUUUCAUUGCAACAAACCGAUACAUUGAAUAAGUUCAUUCAUGAGAAAAUUUGCAAGAAGUUAAAUAAAAUAAAAACUCCAGGGUUCUUGGACGAUUUGGUCGUUGAAAAGGUCGAUGUGGGUGAUAGUGCACCAUUGUUCACCUCUCCGGAACUGUUAGAAUUGUCUCCUGAGGGUUCCACCAAGAUUGCUAUCGACGUUCAAUACAAGGGAAACUUGACGAUUAUUAUUGCGACAAAGGCGAAUAUUAACUUGGGAUCACAUUUCAAACAAAGAGAGGUUUCUUUGCAGUUGUCCAUAAAAAUUAAAGAAUUUUCCGGUCCACUUUUAUUUCUAAUCAAACCACCUCCAUCAAAUAGAGUCUGGUAUGCCUUCCGUACAGAACCAAUAAUGGAUUUCGAAAUCGAGCCUAUUGUCAGUUCAAGCAAAUUAUCGUACAACGUCGUUACCAACGCUAUUAAAAGUAAAUUUGCCGAAGCCGUAAAGGAGUCCCUGGUUGUUCCGUUUAUGGAUGAUAUUGUUUUCUAUCCAACACCUAAUGAGAUUUACAGAGGUGGUAUUUGGGAGGAACAGGAUCCUGAGGCAGUGGCGAGGGCUCACACUACAGCAGCAGCCUCAGGUAUGAAUAAUACCAGUGCUAGAGAACAUUUGGCAGCAGUUCAAGAAGGUGGGACGAAAACUCAGAGUCGAAUUAAAAAAGCCUUAAGGCCAGAAAGGAAGAAAGAAAAUCUAAAGGAUCUUGUUGACGUGUCUGGGGUGACAACCAAGACUACAGCCCAGACAACAGUUACUACAGCGACGAACGAUGAUGUUUCCAGUUCCGAAAAUUCUACUAAGUCAAGGAAAUAUUUUAAGAACUCAAUUAAGAAAAUCGGUAGAUGGUACAAAGAUAAUGUUGGGAAUUCAAGUGACACCGAAGAUAUGGAUGAUAUGGAUGUACAGGAUAAGAAAAAUGACGAUUCAGCAGAUGAGAAGGAAUCAGAUAAUCCUACACUUACUUCCAAUCCAAAAAUGAUUUCCAAUAGAAGACCAGUGCCUAGAAGACCUUCGCAACAACCGUUAAAUACAUUAUCUCCAAAACUUGAAGAAAAAAAGGUAAAAGAAACUGAAAUUUUUCCAGCUCCACCGUCGGCUUCAAAUAUAAAUGCUUCAAAGAUGUUUGCGAACAAAGAAAAUAGGAAAUUUUCUGUGUCCUCAAAUGAUUCUCAGAAUUCGCUCAAAAAUGGUGAUCCCCAUGCGAAAAAUUCAAAACUUGAAAGCUCUCAAGCUUUUGUUAAGAAGACCUCUCCAAAUCGUUUCAAUGACGGAUUUUUCAAGCAAGAUUUAGAAUUUGAAGAACAACGAGAGCCCAAAUUGUGA
Saccharomyces paradoxus is the source of this 2316-nucleotide messenger RNA. It is a transcript of the gene NVJ2, whose product is annotated as Nvj2p. Gene Ontology annotation, cellular component: endoplasmic reticulum; ERMES complex. The coding region runs from base 1 to 2316 and encodes 771 amino acids. Gene Ontology annotation, molecular function: lipid binding. The record is from RefSeq and is a predicted model, not a curated record. NCBI's taxonomy places the organism in Eukaryota, Fungi, Ascomycota, Saccharomycetes, Saccharomycetales, Saccharomycetaceae. Gene Ontology annotation, biological process: phospholipid transport. The transcript has a single exon.